Messenger RNA from Miscanthus lutarioriparius, 996 nucleotides. The record is from the annotation of a GenBank genome assembly. NCBI's taxonomy places the organism in Eukaryota, Viridiplantae, Streptophyta, Magnoliopsida, Poales, Poaceae.
AUGGAGUUCUUGUUCUUGGUCCUCCUAUGCUUGUUGGUGGCAACAUCGGAGCUUAUCGCUCGCAUCCAUGGCCAGGUCGAUUCUCUGGGUUUCAUCAGCAUCGACUGCGUCAUCGCCGCCAACACGUCCUACUCCGACCAGUCGACCCGCGGCCUGCGCUACGUCUCCGACGCCGGCUUCGUCGACGCCGGCGACGGGCUCAACGCCUUGGUGCGGCCGCCGUACGACGACCCGGACAUGGCGGAGCGCUACCGCACCGUCCGCUACUUCCCCGGCGGCGGCGCCGGCGCGCGCAGCUGCUACACACUCCGGCCGGUCACGCCGGGCGGCAAGUACCUCGUCAGGACCGCCUACUGCUACGACAACUACGACGGCCUGAACGAGCUCCCCGUCUUUGACAUCCACCUGGGCGUCAACCACUGGGCUACCAUCAACGUCACCGCAGUCGACGACAAGUACAUCCACGAGGCGGUGGUGGUGUCGCAGGCCGACUUCCUGCAGGUGUGUCUGGUGAACAGAGGACUAGGCACACCGUUUAUCUCUGGGCUUGAUCUGCGCCCACUCAAGGAAACCAUGUACCCGGAGGCCACCAUCAACCAGUCCCUGCUUAUGCUGAGCCUUUCCCGGCCAUCAACCACAUUCGUAUUCAACCGGUACCAGUUCUGGCCGUCCGCCUAUCAAGUUUACAGGUACCCUUUUGAUCUAUAUGACCGCCUCUGGCAGACAUAUGGUGAUAUCACCAGCUGGACUAACAUAACAACCUCAAUCAGCGUUGAUGUCUCAAGGAUCACCAGCUUCGACAAGCCAACGAUGAUACUGGAGAGUGCCUCCACUCCGGUGAACGCAACCCAGAUGGACUUCACAUGGAGCUCAGAUCCCUCCAUAAACAGUGAUGACACACCGUACCUUUUGAUGCUCUACUUUGCAGAGCUGCAGAGGGUGCCAAGCAAUGCCCUGAGAAGCAGCCUGAUAAAUCAAAUUGAAAUCUCCGCCUAA